GUUUGAAACACAACUCAUUUCUUGGUUGACGAUUGAAUAUGCCUUUUCAUAAUCUGUAUGCGUCUAAAGUUGUCAACAAUUUCAGACUUUAAUAGCAAGUUAUAUUUGAUUUGUAUGCAAUACCUGUGAUUAAACGCAAAUCAUCUGAUUAUUGAAUUUUGAAUACGAUUUGAAAACAAUUCAUACGAAAGUUAUUGUGAGACAAAAACAUACACAACAACUACUCCAAGAAUUUCGCGGAUAAUACCAUUGAAAACAAUAUAAUUCUUGUUUUGAAAACAAACCGAUUCUGUGAUGCCUUCCCUGCCGUGUCUGCAAACUCUUCAGCGAGAGUUAGCCGACUCUAUCAUACGAUGCGCUCCACUCGACGACAUCCGGAUACUACUGGCCUGUGGCGCCAAAGUUAAUGAGCCCGUCACUCAAGGGCUCCGACCUUUGCAUUACGCCACGUAUCAGAAGUAUUCAGAAGCCGUGAACCUUCUUCUGGUUCGCGGCAGUGAUGUGGACGCCAUGGAUGAGGUCGGCUAUACAGCGCUGCAUUUGUGCGCUGAGAGGGGUUAUUCAGAUCUGAUGCAAAUGCUGUUGGAUCGCAGCUGUCGAGUGAAGUUCACAGAACUACAUCCCGACGAUAAGGCAUUAGGCAACCCUCCAAGAGCUACAUUGGCUGACGAGCCGUUGAGGUUAGCCAUUAAGAAUGGCCACAAAGAGUGCGCUGAGAUACUGCUCCAGAACGGGGCCGACCCUAACGCCAGAUAUUUCUUGGGCUCCGAAAUCAAUCUGAUUUCACCGCUAAAUAUCACUUUCAUGGAAAUGCUCCUCAAGUUCGGCGCCUGUCCUGACUCGAGAGACAGGUCUGGUUUGACACCAUUGAUGAAAGCCUGCAGACAUCCUCAGGGAUACGCGGCCGCAAAGAUACUGCUCCACUACGGCGCCGAUCCUAACGCUAUGACCUCAGAGCGUCACGACCACCGGACUGUCCUUCAUUACGCCGUAUUGAGCGGUAAUAUAGAUAUCGUGCGACUGCUUCUCCAUCACAGCGCAAACGUCCGAUUCUCCCCCGACUUCCAGAAGCCGACUCCACUGGACUUCGCUAUAUUGAGGGGAAACGUAGAGAUGGUUAAACUGCUCAUCCAUUCGGGCGCAGACGUGAACGUCGGAUCCCCUAUAAUAGGACUGCCCCUCCAUAUCGCGCUGUCAGAGAAAGUUGAGAACAAAGAGGAAAUCGUCAAAAUCCUGUUGGACGCCGACGCCGAUCCCAACGCCAUAACCGUCGAUGAAAGGGGUCCUCUACUGAAGCCGCCGUUAGGCGAGUACUUCAACUCAUCCGAAGCACCCAAUUGUGAAAUAAUCCGAUUAUUACUCAAAUAUGGCGCACGAAUUAUCAUCAAAGCACAAAUCGCAAACCCAAUCGGAAUUCUUAAAGUGAUGCACAGGAUACGACUGAACAUAAGCCUGGAUGUGAUGAAUCUGGUGGUAGAGAUGGCCGAGUCGUUCAGCAUCGCAUCCAUCAAAAGAUGUUCACUUCUGUCAACCCCUCAAAGGGAGCUCAUAUUGCAGACGGCGAUGAAUCCGAUUCCCCUCAAACACAUGGUUCGGGUGGCGGUCCGACACUUUCUCGGCGACUACGGCCAGAAUGUCAUCGAAAAAGUCGAUUUACUGCCGAUACCGGCGCUCAUCAAGAGAUACAUUUUGUACGAAAUAUAGUCAUAACACUAGAACUCCGACCGAAAACGCUUUAAUAAAUUAUAUAAUUUUUUCAUUUAUUAUUAUUCUUAUUAUUCUUUAUUAUUAUUACAAAAAUGAUUUUAUGAUAAGAUUUAAGAAAUUUUGACAACAGUAUUGGCAAAUAUUUCUACCAUUUAUUUUAUACGCAAAACUUUUUAGCUG
Oppiella nova is the source of this 1887-nucleotide messenger RNA. The record is from the annotation of a GenBank genome assembly. Lineage: Eukaryota; Metazoa; Arthropoda; Arachnida; Sarcoptiformes; Oppiidae.